Messenger RNA from Gekko japonicus, 1479 nucleotides. Its product is annotated as chromosome unknown open reading frame, human C1orf87. Lineage: Eukaryota; Metazoa; Chordata; Lepidosauria; Squamata; Gekkonidae. The transcript has 11 exons. The coding region runs from base 1 to 1479 and encodes 492 amino acids. The record is from RefSeq and is a predicted model, not a curated record.
AUGGCUUCUAUCAAAAACAUCCCUUAUGGUUUCAAUGCAAAUUAUGAGACUGUCAUAAAAAUCAUUGGGAGCAAAUAUGUCAAAUACCUGGUAGAAAAACCUGAUAGCAAAGCAAAAGAUGGUAUGAAAGCUGAAACUCAAUCCAUGUUCAGAACACUACCUCCUUGUCAUACAAGACAGAAACAUGGAAACCCUCCAGGUCUCAAUAAGCCUCCUUGUCAACAAAUCAAUUGUGGGCUAAAUGAUGAACAACAGAACAAAGGUGAAAAGGAAGGACACAAGUCUCAACAAGCAAAGACAAACAAUGACCAAUUUGUGGAGACCAAAGGUGUAAACCUUCCAAAUACACAUUGUGUCUCUGUUCCAUCUGGAGAUAAAUCUUUGUCCUAUAUGCACACCCUUCAAAAGCCAUCUAUUGGAGCCCAGACUUUAAGGCAACAUGAAAGACAACAGGACACUGUGCAAAAACCAUCUGAGACAUCUGAAGACAAUGAUUCUCUUCUGACAUUCCUCAGAAAAGAACUAGAGAUAUAUCCUUUGAGUCUGACUACACUAGAAAAACUGCAGGAUGCAUGUAAAGUUUUGGAUCCCAGAGUUUCAGGGCUUCUUCCUCAGACACAGCUGAGCCGCCUUCUUCUAAAGCAUGAAAUCCCUCUGCAACUACCAACAGUCAAACUUCUUUUCAAGACCUUUUCCAAGGCAAAUGAUCAAGAACUGGUAAAUUAUGAAAAACUGAUCCACUGUUUAACGCUAGUGGCAGCAAGUAAAAUGCAAAAUUCACAAGUCCUUCCAAAGAAGAGACAAGAGUCAAAGAAUCACAGUGAAAGUUCUUGGACUCCAGAAAAUGCAUUCCAAGUCUUGAAGCAAAUACUGAAGGAACAGAAGAAAAAACUAGACUUAGGAAAACUAAGUCUGAGUUUUCUUCAACAAGACAACAGUUGCUCUGGUCUUCUUUCACUGUCUGAGAUAGAGCUGAUUUGCAAAAAGCAUGAACUAACUCUUCCUUCUGGCAUUCUGGAAAGUUUGGUUAGCACCUAUGGCAUUGGUAGAAGGGGCAGAAUACGGUGGAAAUCAUUUGUGGAGUUUCUGAAGGAAGUUCAGGAUGGGGUAGAUCCUUCCUUUCUUGUAUACAGAAGAGGAAAAAAUGAAGAUGACUCUCAGGUGGAUAAAGAAGAGCACAGUGGUCUGGCUGCCAAGACUUGGAAGCAAGAAAAGUAUGAUACACCUGACUCCAGUGAUUCUGAGGAACGAGAUGCCUGGAUAGACCGGUUCAGGAAACUGGAGAAAGCCCUUUAUUUGUCUGAUAUCAAAAACACAGGCAAGUUAAACAGGGAAAAAGCCAAACGCUUGAUCCAUAACUACAACCAAAUUUAUGAUCUGUGCCUUAGUCCACUGAAAAUUGACAAAGCAUUUCAACAUUCCCGUCCUGGUCAAGAUAUGCCUUUGGAACCUCUGCUGCAUUUCUUAAAGGAGCUGUAA